Molecule: messenger RNA, 2321 nt
Organism: Poecilia latipinna (sailfin molly)
Lineage: Eukaryota; Metazoa; Chordata; Actinopteri; Cyprinodontiformes; Poeciliidae
Product: syntaxin-3-like
Exons: 9
Biological process (GO): intracellular protein transport; vesicle fusion; exocytic insertion of neurotransmitter receptor to postsynaptic membrane
Cellular component (GO): SNARE complex; plasma membrane; endomembrane system
Molecular function (GO): SNARE binding; SNAP receptor activity
Source: RefSeq, a predicted model, not a curated record
ACUUGUGAUCAAGAUGAUGAGGAGGUGGAGAUCGCUGUGGACAACGCAGCCUUCAUGGACGAGUUCUUCUCUCAGAUUGAAGACAUCAGGAACAGUAUUGAUAAAAUUGACGAGAACGUGGCUGAAGUCAGAAAGCUUUACUCGGUCAUCCUGUCGGCUCCCACGUCGGAUCAGAAAACGCAGGAUGACUUGGAAUCAAUCACCAAUGACAUAAAGAAGAUGGCCAACAAUGCAAGAAACAAACUCAAGACCAUUGAGAGAAAUCUGGAGUCGGAGCAGCAGCAGGAGAGGGUGUCGGCUGAUAUGCGGAUACGUAAAUCGCAGCAUGCAGUGCUGUCCAGGAAGUUUGUUGAGGUCAUGACAAAGUAUAAUGAAGCGCAGGUGGACUUCCGGGAGAGGAGUAAAGGACGUAUCCAGAGACAACUUGAGAUAACUGGACAAGCGAAGACGGACGAAGAGCUGGAGGAGAUGUUGGAAAGUGGAAAUGCUGCCGUUUUCACUGCUGGGAUUGUGGACUCUGGGAUCUCAAAACAGGCUCUGAGUGAGAUUGAAUCCAGGCAUAAAGACAUCGUCCGUCUGGAAAGUAGCAUCAAAGAGCUGCACGACAUGUUUGUAGACAUCGCCAUGCUGGUGGAGAGCCAGGGGGAAAUAGUAGACAACAUAGAGCAGAAUGUAUCCCAGUCGGUGGAUCACAUUAUUCAAGCGAAGGAGCAGACCAAAAAAGCUGUAAGGUACCAGACCAAGGCCCGCAAGAAGAUGAUCUUCAUCGGUGUGUGCUGUGCUGUGGUUGUAGUCGUCAUCCUCAUUAUCAUCCUCACUCAGACACUAUGAUAGGACCGCCGGACCCCUACCAUCGCCGUCAUGUGUUUUCUUCACCCAGAUCGUCCAUUUUGUUUCAUCAUCUGCUCAAAAAAUCACCUGAUGCAAAUUCCUGUGUAGGGAUCAGUGCUGCUGGUGUUUAAAAAAAAAAAGGGGAAGAUGAUCUUUUGCGACUUCUUCAGUUCCGGACAAUCUACGGAUGCUCUGAUGAGGAAAUGAGAACUGAAAUGCGGCUCAGUACCUGCUUACACCUCUGUGGAAGCAACAAAAAGGGAACUGGGAAAAUAACUGACUGUUUCCUCAUCACUCCUCCAUCUCCGAACAACUCAUUGUUUUUAACAUUUGAUGCCAAAAUGGCACCCCUGUGUGUGUUUGUCCUAAGCUCUUCUUUAAACCAUGCAGGAGCAAACACACACACGCACAUACAAACCCCAGAUCCACUCUUCUUGCCUUAAUGAGCCUUGACACAUAUUACUACUUUAAAAGCUACUGAAUGUUUGCUCCUCCAGGUUAUGGUUGUUUUAAGAGAGUUCCAGCACUUUCACUGUUAAAAAUAUUGAAUUAAGCUACGGUUUACGUAAUUAUGUUGUAAAUAAUAGAAGUCAUGUUUGUGCACUGUUGACAGUCUUGUAAGAAAAUGUUCCUUUUUCAGAUAUGAAGGACGACAUAUUUCAGCAACAUUUGAAAGAAAAGGGCAACAAGUAAUCCAUUGUCUUGAGAUGGUGCCUUAAAUUUAAUCUUGGCAGAUAGAGUGUAAUAGAAACUGUUAAUGUGCUACCAAAGAGUUUGCAGAGACUAGAAUUAACACUAGUAAAUAUUUUUUUUGAUUUAACAAGUUUUUACAUAUAAAAGGGACAACUAAAUCAUGAGGAAAGUAACAACUCCUUUUAGGUGUAUUAAGUGAUUGUUUCCACCGUAAACGUACGGCUAAGCUACCAGUUUAUGAAGUGUAUCCAUUCAUUUUCCUCUUAGAAUGAUGUGCAGAGCCAUUUUUUCUUCAUGUUUAUAAAAUUAUUUUGUCACCAGAUAAUUUACAAAACACUUUGAUGAUCAUUUUUAUUUAUAUAUGCAUGAAUUGAAAUGAAAAGGUAACAUCAUGGAGCUUCUAUUUUAAUUUAAAAUAUUGUAUAAUGCGGUGAACUUCAUAAGCUGGUAGUUAAGUUGAAUGUUUAUUGGUCACCAUUAUUUUUCUCUGUAGAUAAUAUUCCAGACUGACAGUUUACAAAACAUUACAUUGGCUUUAGGACUUACAGUAAAGAAGGUGGUUGUGUGCAUAUGAAGGCGAGAUGUCAUUUCAGUCAGUCAACAGGAGCCAAAGCAUUUUUUUUUACAAGAUUCUGUGUCUUUACACUUUCAGGAAAUACUUGAAAUCAGCGUCCAGCAUGAUUUUUUUGUGGCCAUGCAGGUCACCGAAGGAAGAGCGGGGAAAAUUAAAGCUUGUUGCACAUUUCUUAUGUCAAAUAUUUCAAAAGAAUUAAAGAUUUGUUAGUUUUUUUCUUAAG